Molecule: messenger RNA, 1671 nt
Organism: Macrosteles quadrilineatus (aster leafhopper)
Lineage: Eukaryota; Metazoa; Arthropoda; Insecta; Hemiptera; Cicadellidae
Exons: 2
Coding region: 1-1671 (556 amino acids)
Biological process (GO): DNA replication
Molecular function (GO): DNA binding; nucleotide binding; DNA-directed DNA polymerase activity
Source: RefSeq, a predicted model, not a curated record
AUGGACACCAUCGGCAUCGUUCCUAAAAACGGGUAUAGGCUUACAGACGCUCAAUCGGCAAUCGCGUUACAGUGGCUAUUAUGGGAAGAGGAGAAACGUGGAGUUAGAAUUGAACACGCUGGUCGUGGAAAAGAAGUUAAGAUCAAUAAACUGAAAGUAGAUGGGUUUGACGGUCAGAAUAUUUACGAAUUUCAAGGCUGCUACUGGCACGGAUGUCCUAAAUGCUUUCCCUACGACCGGGAACUUGCUUUGAAAGAGGACCCCUCUGACUCACUCCAUUUGCGAUAUGAACGGACUAAAUCUAAAAUAGCAAAGUUGGGUGAUAACGUUGUACAAAUGUGGGAAUGUGAAUUUAGAAAGUUAAAAAAGACAGAAAACCUAAAACAUCUAGACAAGUUGCCGAUACUCAACAAUUUACCUCUGAAUCCGAGGCAAGCUUUUUUUGGGGGCCGAACCGGGAAUGCCAAAACCUAUCACAAAUGCGCCGAAGGGGAAACCAUUGAAUACGUGGAUGUAUGCUCUCUCUAUCCCUGGGUAUGUAAAUAUGGCAAGUACCCUGUAGGCCAUCCAACGAUCUAUGUAGGAGACAAAGAGUGUAGACAGAGAGGUCUCAAUGUUGAGGGUCUAUUAAAGUGUAAAGUACUUCCACCUCGUGAGCUCUAUCACCCCGUUCUCCCAGCCAAAAUGAAUGACAAGUUAAUGUUUGUUUUGUGCGCGACUUGUGGAGAUGGUCAGAUUCAAAGUGAUUGCGACCACGAAAGUGGUGACAGAGCACUUAUUGGGACCUGGACCAUGGACGAAGUUCGUAAAGCUGUAGAAAAGGGUUAUGUUGUGCUUGACAUGUAUGAACUUUGGGAGUAUAAGGUAGCCACAUAUGAAAAUGGGGGAUUGUUUACUGAUUUUAUAAAUAAAUUUUUAAAAAUGAAACAGGAAGCAUCUGGGUACCCAGGUUGGUGUGAAACAGACGAGGACAAAAACAAGUACAUUGACGACUAUUUUAAGAAAGAGGGUGUCCAACUAGAAAAAGACAAAAUUGUAAAAAAUGGUGGCUUAAGGUCGUUAGCUAAGCUUAUGUUGAACUCGUUUUGGGGAAAAUUUGGACAGCGUGAAAAUCAGACCAAAGCUACGAUUGUCAGGGACCCAAAAACACUUUUCAAAAUGUUAACCAGUCCUGAAAUUGAUGUAAAUAGAGUACAGAUUGUCAAUGAUGAGGUUCUUGUUGUUAGCUGGGAGUAUAUUGAGGAGGUUGGGGAGCCAUUGCAAAAUGUAAAUGUUGUGUUGGCAGCUUACACUACUGCCCAAGCGAGAUUGAAGCUCUAUGAGCAUCUAGAUGCUUUAGGUGGUCAAGUGUUGUAUUAUGAUACUGAUUCUGUAUUUUUGAAAGAGAUGGUCCUGGGUGAUGCUGCACAAACAAUGGACAUUGAGGAAAAUGGAAUCAGACGAACAAAGGAUAGGAAUAUAGUUACAAUCAGUGAGGUCAAACAGUUUAAAAUUACUGGACCAAAAAGGAAAUAUGGUAGCAAUUAUGAUACACUCCCAUAUGGGUUUAAAAUUCAAAAAAACUCACCAAAAUCUCAACUCCUGAAUCACUACUAUCACUGUCACUCAACUCCCCUCAGUCCCCAAUAUCCACCUCGUUCCACCCGUUCCACCCUCCUGGUCCCCAAUUGA